This is a messenger RNA of Sitophilus oryzae (rice weevil), 664 nucleotides long. RefSeq names its product proteasome maturation protein (gene Pomp). NCBI's taxonomy places the organism in Eukaryota, Metazoa, Arthropoda, Insecta, Coleoptera, Curculionidae. Gene Ontology annotation, cellular component: cytoplasm; nucleus. Gene Ontology annotation, biological process: proteasome assembly. The record is from RefSeq and is a predicted model, not a curated record. The coding region runs from base 95 to 520 and encodes 141 amino acids. The transcript has 3 exons.
CAAACCAUUUGACAUUUUAAUCAAAAACAAAAAAUUCUGCCGAUUCAUAAUCACAAAUUAUUUUCAUUUGCAUAUAGUAUUGUACACUGCGAAAAUGAGUUUUGGACUUCCUUCAUUAAAAGCAAAACCAACUCAAGCUCCAGAUUAUGGAUUCCAUGAGGGUGAUUUUGGGGUUCCUGACCUCAUGACUUCUGGACUAGCCUCAGCUAAAAGUACCGUAGAAAACGUCCAUGCUUUACAACCCUCUGAGCAAAACUACCGCCAAAACAUUCACGGCAUGAAUAUGAGCAUUUUGCGUAACAACCAAGGACUGCACGCACCCCUCAGAAUUGCGAUGGAGUUAAAAUCUGCUAAAAAAGUUGGUCAUUUGCCUUUUCUAAAGUCCCACAAUGUGAUGCACGAUUCCCUAACUGGUCGUGAUUUAGAAAUUGGACCAGAAGAUUUAUUCAACACGGGAGAAUUUUUGGAAGUAUCAAGACAACCUCAUUCGGUUGUGGAAAGAUCUUUGGGAAUUCUAUAAUUAAGUUUUUCUUUUGUAUUUGUAAUAACUUUUUAUAUUAAUAAACAAGUAUUUAUUGUUAUACACUUAUCUUUCAGAGGUAGUAUACAUACACCUAUGUACCUAUCUUAAUACUUAACACCCAAUAAAGAAAAUAUAAAAAGC